Messenger RNA from Apaloderma vittatum (bar-tailed trogon), 2446 nucleotides. It is a transcript of the gene BTBD10, whose product is annotated as BTB (POZ) domain containing 10. NCBI's taxonomy places the organism in Eukaryota, Metazoa, Chordata, Aves, Trogoniformes, Trogonidae. Gene Ontology annotation, biological process: positive regulation of phosphorylation. The transcript has 8 exons. Gene Ontology annotation, molecular function: protein binding. The record is from RefSeq and is a predicted model, not a curated record. The coding region runs from base 181 to 1629 and encodes 482 amino acids. Gene Ontology annotation, cellular component: cytoplasm.
AGAAAUGGAAUUGAAUUAAUAUCUGGAGGGGGUUGCGUCUGUGAGCACUUAAUGGACUGUAGAGCUACAACCUCUUAUCCUUGAGGGGAAGGUGACGGAGGGAAAAGUGAGGCUCGAUGACGGUGCGGCGAACUACCGAAGAAAAGAUGGAAAUAUCAAAUAUGCUACACUUAACAAGUAAUGCCAAAGGAUGCUGAUCUGGCUUUCAAAGCUGCCUUCUUGGAAGGAACAGAAUUCCUUUGUGCUCUGAUUUCGAAAUUAUUUCCCUGCUUUUGUGUUUCCUCCCUGAUAGAUACAAGAGGAAGCACCUCAUCUCGUAUUGCUAAAGGAAUAGACUACACAAAAAUGAGCCUCCAUGGUGCAAGUGGUGGACAUGAGAGAUCAAGGGACAGACGCAGGUCAAGUGACAGAUCUCGUGACUCAUCCCACGAAAGAGCAGAAUCUCAGCUCACUCCGUGCAUCAGGAAUGUUACUUCACCAACAAGACAGUACCAUUCUGAUCGAGAAAAGGAUCACAGUUCCUCUCGACCAAGCAGCCCUCGUCCUCAGAAGACUUCCCCUAACGGUUCUGUGGUUAGCAUGGGCAACAGCAGCAGAAACAGUAGCCAGUCAAGUUCAGAUGGGAGCUGCAAGGCUGGUGGGGAAAUGGUAUUUGUAUAUGAAAAUGGAAAAGAGGGAGCUCGGAAUGUACGAACUUCUGAACGAGUGACACUCAUAGUGGAUAACACCAGAUUUGUCGUAGAUCCUUCAAUCUUUACGGCACAACCUAAUACCAUGUUGGGCAGGAUGUUUGGAUCAGGCAGAGAACAUAACUUUACACGGCCUAAUGAAAAAGGAGAGUAUGAAGUUGCUGAAGGAAUUGGUUCCACUGUGUUCCGUGCUAUUCUGGAUUACUAUAAGACUGGAGUGAUACGCUGUCCUGAUGGGAUAUCUAUUCCUGAAUUGAGAGAAGCAUGUGACUAUCUCUGUAUCUCCUUUGAGUAUAGUACUAUUAAAUGCAGAGAUCUCAGUGCUCUCAUGCAUGAGUUGUCAAAUGAUGGUGCUCGUAAACAAUUUGAAUUUUAUCUAGAAGAAAUGAUUCUCCCCUUAAUGGUAGCCAGUGCCCAGAGUGGUGAGAGGGAGUGCCACAUUGUUGUGCUGACAGAUGAUGAUGUUGUUGACUGGGAUGAAGAGUAUCCUCCACAAAUGGGAGAAGAGUAUUCACAAAUCAUUUACAGCACGAAGUUGUACAGAUUCUUCAAAUACAUUGAAAAUCGGGAUGUGGCCAAAUCAGUUCUGAAGGAACGGGGGCUCAAGAAGAUCCGACUGGGCAUUGAAGGUUACCCUACAUACAAAGAGAAAGUGAAAAAGCGACCAGGUGGAAGGCCGGAGGUCAUUUACAACUACGUCCAAAGACCCUUUAUUCGGAUGUCAUGGGAGAAGGAGGAAGGGAAGAGCCGGCACGUUGACUUUCAGUGCGUGAAGAGCAAAUCUAUUACAAAUUUAGCAGCGGCGGCGGCAGAUAUACCCCAGGACCAGCUUGUGGUAAUGCAUCCUACCCCCCAAGUAGAUGAGCUGGAUAUCCUGCCCAUUCAUCCUCCACCUAGUAACAGUGAGAUGGAUACUGAGGGACAAAACCCACCCCUCUGAUCUAGACUCUGACUGACAGAAACGCAUGCUACUUUAAGUGACUCUGUACUCGACUCAUACUACACUGCAAUUCCGUUUUUCUCCAUUGUGUAACGGUGUUUAGGAUAUUGCAGUAUGGACCUUUGAAAGACCAAAGGGAGUACCUGGUUGUUUUUCUUUGAAAGAGUACAGAUCAAACAUCCUGGGGUUACAGUUGCAUCCAUGUAUGUGUUUACCAGUAGGUUUGUGACAUUGGUGAUUUGUCUGCUGGACUGUCCUUGCUCUUAAGGCCAUCAAAACCAGUGGGAUGCUGGUGGCUAGUGUACAUCAGUAUUGUUACACAGGGGUUAGAAUGCAGCAUUGGAAUUGAUAGUAGCACUUUAUAAAUGGUUGAUAAAUGGAAUUUGAAGCCAUUUUUUUGUAAAUGUAUUGCACAAUACUAACAAAGUGCUUCUAUCAAAAGUAUUAACUGUAAAUAGUUUUGCUCUGACUAGAUUGACCCUUUUAAAGUUAUUGUAUAUGGCUGAGCACAAAACUGCUUACAAUUGGGUUUUUGGAUUGAGGAUGUGAUUCAAUUACCCAUGGAACAUCUUGUUAAACUCGAAGUUCUUCAGUGAAUUUUUUCACUUGUUUGCAGCGUGAGCCAUGUUCAGAAAUUGUGAACAAUGGAUAGGGGCUUUAUCUUAAAUUUUGCCUUACCUUAAUUUGUUCACAAAUAUUUAUUUAAUACAUUUUUCAUAAGUGUCAUGAAAUAGGAAAAUGCAAAUGGUUCAUUCUUCAUUUAUUAAUGAUUGUAAACAAGUUUUUCAUGCAAAUAAAGUUUCCAUUAUUUUAAUGG